Messenger RNA from Ascochyta rabiei, 513 nucleotides. RefSeq lists its product as uncharacterized. The transcript has a single exon. The record is from RefSeq and is a predicted model, not a curated record. NCBI's taxonomy places the organism in Eukaryota, Fungi, Ascomycota, Dothideomycetes, Pleosporales, Didymellaceae. The coding region runs from base 1 to 513 and encodes 170 amino acids.
AUGAAAAGAUCCUCUGUUAUUCGCCGACACGACAAGGGACUGCGCAGCCUCACUCAAGUUUCACGACAGAUCCGCACUGAAUUUAUUCCUCUCUAUUUGACAAUUCAGUUCCAGCAUACUUAUAGUACAGCUGCAUCCCUCAAGAAGUUUCUACAGAGCAUUCUUAUAGCACUUCCCAAAGAUAGCAAGAUAGAGCUUGUUAUCGUUCUCAAAUUCUCUUAUCCAGCUCUGGAAUUUCUACCGAUCUUCAAACUCAUAGUUGCGACAUAUCAGGAAGGACUCAAGGUCAGCUUCCAGUGCGGGGACUGGCAUAUCACAACAGCAGAGAUCAUGAAUCGAGCAAUCCAGCAGAAAACCUUGUGGCAAGGAUCUACUUCACAAGUGAAGCGGAUUGAGUGCUAUCGUAAGCCAACCGUACACUUACUAAGUGGCUCGUAUUGGUCUUGGAAAGAUAAGGAUGAUCGGAGCAAGGCUUAUGAUGUGUGGCGUAGCUUAGGCUUCAUAGUAAAAUAG